CCGCUUGCUUGUCGCGAACACAAGGAGCUCCCCUUUCGUACGCUUGUCGCAACUGCUCGACGGCACUCAAGUCUUGUGCGAACUCCCACUACAAAACUAACGUGUUCGACAAUUGUUUCCAAAUCACCGUCAUCGAUUAUCUUGUCUCCCUCUUCAAUCUUUGUCACCAUGUUUCACGAAAAUCUGAACGAUUCCACCCAUUUGUUGCUCGAUGAGGCCGACAUCACCAGCAUGAUGAACGAGGAACCGUCGCUUUCGUCCGAUCUCCCGAACCCUCUUCCACCACCGAGAUUGCUCCUUCCGGAACACAACCUUGCUCCUCUGGCAGCGAGCGGAACCGUAACCCCGACAAGCCUAGAUACGGCUCCAAGGGCAGCGACGGGUCCCAUUACUCGAGUUCCUAGUUCGAUCAAGACCUCCAAGAAGGAGCGUGAAAACACGGGACGAUGGCUGGACGAGGAGCAUCAAGUCUUCCUGGAAGGUCUAGCAAAACACGGGAAACAAUGGAAGCUCAUUGCAACCAUGAUUGGGUCGCGGACGGUGGUGCAGGUUCGUACUCAUGCGCAGAAGUACUUUCAGAAGAUGGACCGAUCGUCACACAAGGAGGAUUCUACGGCACGUCCUAGUGGAACCGGUACCGCUGAAAACGUCUCCAACUCGGUAACGACGAAGCGCAAAUCCUUACCGACAAACUUGCCGUCCCGCAAAAAGGGUAAGACACGAAAGUCUGCCGCCUUGGUACAGCGUAAUACUUCAGUUUCGAUGUCGAACCUUCCGAUGAGCGCGCCGCUGGAACUUGCCAGUAUCGUGAGCCAUUCAUCGGUAUCCUCGGUCGACAACUUGAGCACAAUCUCGCCGGUGGGAAUUGCCGACUUGGACAUGCAAGGUAUGGACACCACCUGGGCUAAGGACUCCAACAGCCUGUAUCUUGGUGCUUUCGACGAGGACGAAAUCGUAGAGGAUCCUUUGGAAUGGCUAUUGGGGGGUGUGGGCAUGCAGCAUUUGCCCGAGUCUUCUUUGGUUCCCAUGUUUCCGGAAUUUGGGGAAGACCUCUCGUCGGGAUUGCACCUACAGCAAAAGCUGGUCCCUGGCUCCAGCGAUCACCAUUACGCAGUUAUUGAACACCACCCGCACGAUGGACUCGACAUGGGCGAUCCCAAGAUAACGGUUCAAUCUCUCUUUCUCGAGUCUGAAUCUUAGACAAUACAUACUUGUCUUUAGGGAGCGAGCGAUGCCUACAUUGCACACAACUCUUGUGUAUUUUGUAUUUUUGCUUUUUCACUAUAUCAACAACAACGAACUCGAUGAUCAUCUCUACACGACCUAUGCAAUCAAUACUACCACCAAAACGGCAAUGUACCUUAAAAGAAUAGGUGAUUUGUUGUACAAGGGGAA
Phaeodactylum tricornutum CCAP 1055/1 is the source of this 1395-nucleotide messenger RNA. RefSeq lists its product with no specific name. The record is from RefSeq and is a predicted model, not a curated record. The transcript has 2 exons. Gene Ontology annotation, molecular function: DNA binding. Lineage: Eukaryota; Bacillariophyta; Bacillariophyceae; Surirellales; Neidiaceae. The coding region runs from base 169 to 1200 and encodes 343 amino acids.